Molecule: messenger RNA, 1898 nt
Organism: Tachysurus vachellii
Lineage: Eukaryota; Metazoa; Chordata; Actinopteri; Siluriformes; Bagridae
Gene: dda1
Product: DET1 and DDB1 associated 1
Exons: 5
Coding region: 317-631 (104 amino acids)
Biological process (GO): positive regulation of proteasomal ubiquitin-dependent protein catabolic process
Cellular component (GO): Cul4-RING E3 ubiquitin ligase complex
Source: RefSeq, a predicted model, not a curated record
AACCUGGCAACCCAACACCCUCCGUGAGGCGCAGUCCAUCGGCUAGUCACACGUACAUUUAAUCUUUGUUAGACUGCUGUAUUCUCAAAGCGUGGAUUUUGUAUUGUUACUUCACUGUGAGUUUAAUAGACAGGGCAGAAAGACUCGCCUGUCUGAAUGCUAGCCGGUUGGUCAUUUAUCGGCAUAAAAUUAGUUUGGCCCUGUGGUUAUUUGAGCUAGCUACCUAAGCUAGCCGUGUAAUCCUGCUUUGCUAGCAUAACGGCUAGUAGUGUGGGUUUCCAAGGCAGCACUCUUGGAUCUAAAUUAUAAUAUCACGAUGGACAAAGCGGAUUUCCUGAAAGGUCUCCCUGUCUACAACAAGACCAACUUCAGUAGAUUUCACGCAGACUCUGUUUGCAAAGCAUCGAAUAGAAGACCAUCAGUAUAUCUGCCAACACGAGAAUAUCCAUCAGAGCAGAUUAUUGUCACAGAGAAAACAAACAUUCUUUUGCGCUACCUCCAUCAACAGUGGGACAAAAAGAACGCAGCCAAGAAGCGGGAACGGGAGCAAGAGCAAGGUGAAGGAGGCAGUCCUGCACCGUCACGCAAAAUCGCACGGACCGACAGUCAGGAAAUGAAUGAAGACUCCUAAACUGGAUUGUUACCAAAACAGCACAGGGACAGGCACAAAAAUGACAGACUUUUCAGAAUAACACACGGUCUACAUUUCUUGUAGACACCUGCACAUGAGACUGGCUUUAAAAAUGAAAGAGAAAAGUGAGACCGUUUUAUGGUGUGGUUUUGUUUUUGGUUUUGUUUUGUUUUUAAUUCAGCGCUUCCUGUCAAACUGUCCCAAUGUGCAUCCUUACAGCCUGGUGAUAAACACUUAGGGUCGCUAUUAGCUUCCACUGCCAGAAUCUGUGGACCUGGUGCACUGACAUUUGCUCAGGUAGGGUAGGGAGACUUGAGUGCUGGCACUAAGAGACAUCAGUCUUCAACAUGCAGGAAUUUGGCAGUGUGUGGCGAACUUAGACUGCAUCACACAGUGUUGUGCGUGGAUGUGUGUGUGUGUUUGUGCAAAUUUUAAGUCCAGCUUAAGAAUCAUUCCCAGUAGCUCAGCUGUGGAUUUUUUUCCCCUGUACUGACAGGCAAGUCACUUCAUGACAUGUGAAAAUAAAACUUUUUUUUGGACAAAUUUAGAUGUAGGAGUAUUGGUGUAAGUGAUGUGGUAUCUGCCUAGAGUGUGCCUAAUUGUGCAUGAACGCACUGUUAAGAUUUUGAUCUUUCACAUCAUAUCAAGAUCAUAUCUUGGAAACGAUAAUAUUACCUGCCAAGAAAUCAACCAAAUUAAGGUCAAUACCUCAAUGUGUAAACGGUGGUGAGGCCAAAUAUCUAAUGCCGUCAGUCCAGUUAGGCCCUUUGUAGAUUCUCAGGCAGUUGGAGUUUUUUGUCAUUGUUCAACUAAAAAUAUGAGGAUAGGAAGCCCUAUGUGCAUAACCAGAUCAGGUAUUUUUUUCCUGCACAUCAUGGUUCUAUUUAGAUAACAGUAAAGAUGGUUUAUUAUACUUUGUAGUUCAGUGCCAUGCUUUGGUUCUAUGCUUGUUCUUCAGGCACUAAUCAAAGCUACAGUACUACAUUUUACCUGCUUGAAUAAACAUGAAUGGAAAAAAAAUGCAUUCAGAUAAAAAUAUGUUUGUAAUAAUGCAAGAGGUAACGUCUGUUAAAGGAGGUUUCUGCAUGUGGCCCUCAUGUUUUUAAUUAGAAUAUAUCCCGUUUAUGGUGUUUAGACCACUGGCUAAAUGGAAUGUCAGGAAAGGCUAAGGUGUCAGUAGUUUUUCUUUAAAUGUUCCUUUUCCCUCUUUACUGCAAAGUUCUAUUGUGUGUUUGUUGUAUUAUUAAAGGUUUGCAAUGCAGAACAA